AUGUCCGCUAUGAUAGAUCAUCCGUCGGAGUAUUUUCGAAUAUUUCUUAUUAUCUUAUUUAUAAUCAUUGUUCUUAUCGGUUUAAUUGGUAAUGUUCUUGUUUUAUUAUCUGUCUUAACAAAUCAUAUCAAAAUUCGUCGAUCAUCAACAAAUCUUCUUCUUGUUAAUAUGUCAUGUGCUGAUUUGAUUAUUCUUUGUUUUAAUAUAUUCGAUAUUAUGCAGUUUUCCUAUGAUCGUUCGUGGCCAGCAGCCUGGUAUCUUGGUUUACCAUUAUGUAAAAUUAUACGUUUUUCUCAAGUACUUGGUUGCUAUGUUAGUGUGCAAACGUUGCUUAUUAUUAGCAUUGACAGAUAUAUUGCAAUAAUUCAUGCAGUAAAACUUUCUCAUUCUAAUCGAUGUAAACGUCUUUUAUUAAUCGUUAUCAUAAUAUGGUCGAUAGGAAUUAUAAUGGCAUCACCUAAUUUGUUCUUACUUGUAUUACAUCCAAUUCAUGAUCGUGCCGAAUAUUAUGUUUGUGGCUUAUCCGAUGACAAAACAUAUUCAUAUUUUGUUCUAUUUUAUAAAUAUGCGGAAUCAAUACUUUUCUAUUUUAUACCCAUAUUUUUACAAGCAAUACUUUAUUUACUUAUUUGUCGUAAAAUAUUCUUGGUCGAUCGUGCCGUACAAGAAUAUUGCCGUGCUGAUCAAAUACAAUAUUCCAUAAGUAAUUCUCAUCGACAAAUUUCAGGAACAAAAACAUCAUCAUUGCAGCCGGCACAUUUAACCGACAAUAAUAUCAGUUUAGUCCCAAUGAUACCACCACGUUCACAAUCUCAGCUAAUGCCAGUAUCGACUUCAAUGCAUAAAAUGGGCGAUCAAGCACGUAGACGAGCGAUUAUUAUGUUGCUACUGGUUACUACACUUUAUUUUGUUGCAUUUUCACCAGCACAAAUCAAUUUUAUCUAUACGAAAAUAAAUCGUUUACAUCAUUUAUAUGAAAAUCGUCUGUUUUUUAUCAUGUCAAUAUUAUUAGUUUUAUCAUCGACAGCUUUUAAUCCAAUAUUAUUUUAUAUAUUUAGCAAAUUUUUUCGACAUAAAUUUAACAUUAUUUUACGUAGCCUAUUUCCAAUAUGUCGUGUACGAUCACGAAGAUCAAAUGAGUUUCCAAUGAUUUGA
Messenger RNA from Rotaria socialis, 1155 nucleotides. The record is from the annotation of a GenBank genome assembly. NCBI's taxonomy places the organism in Eukaryota, Metazoa, Rotifera, Eurotatoria, Philodinida, Philodinidae.